AUGGCAAUUCUCUCUCCAAAGGGAUUCUUACGCUUUGCGAGCGCUAUUGUGGGUAUUAUGCUCUUUGUCGUGGCGUGUUUGGGCUUUAAUACGCUCAAUUUGUCCGCUUAUUCUGUGGAUAGUCAAGCUCAAUUGGGAUGUCUCUGUUUCUUGGGUGUCUGUUUUGGUAUGUUACUCACGUUUGCAGAGCUUAAAUGGGAGCUUUUCUUUUUCUUUUUUGGUUUUAUGCGAUAUCGACUCGGUCGGGCUUGUAUCUUUGCUGUGAGCGGUAUCAUGACGGCAAUAUUAGGCAAAAGUCGAGACCAACAGUGUGACUGCAACGAUAGUACUAUUCUUAUUGUUGAAGGCGUAGCACUCAUGGUUCUGGCAAUAUUACAAACAAUUGCUAUUUUUAUUUUUGGUAAUAAUAGCGCACCACUUUCGACUAAAGAGGCCAUGUGCUUACCUCCCGUGGCUGUCAUGGCGCCUUCAAUAAGCAAAGAAGCAGCACCAUUUUGCGCUAUUGUACAGCCAAUUUCACAAGUGUCAAGCCCUGAUUCAGCUCCAGAGGCUCAUCGAACAUCGACCUUAAUGAGCCAUCUUCCUGAAGAAUUUCACGCGCUUCUAAGAUAUCUUGACGAUAUUGCUUCGGAAGAUUGCUCUGAGAAUGCGCCUUAUGCUUCUCAAUAUCGCGUGAUUGAGAUUUUCCAGAAAUUGCAAGCCGGGAAUUUCUCUCCUGCAGAAAAUGCUGUCGUCAAUGCGAAACUUGGUGCCUUGUACUUACUAGUCGAAGAGCCUCAUCAUGCUCAGAAGGCACUAGAAGAUGCUGGGAAUUUUUUCUUUCCAGAUUUAGUGAAAUAUGCGACCGAAAUUACAUCGGAUGAUGGUUCUCAAGACGUUUUAGCGGCAAAAAUGGUCCCAAACGUGCUGAAAGAGAUGCCAAAGGUGUACGUGAGUAACGAACACUAUGAGUUUCUCGUAAUGAUCGCGGAGCUUUCAAAUCAAUUGGGAGUUCUUUGGUCUAGUAGAUCAAGACCUUUAAAAGCACUAUGUUAUCUCUCUGCUGGACAUCAGUUGUGCAAUGAGUACGCAAAGACUCAAAAGAAUAAUUCACUAGUAGCAGCACAAACGUAUGCGCACUUUUACUUAGCACAAGUUUAUGGAAAUUUAGAAAUGGCGGAUCAGUCGGCGACGUUCUGUUUGUCGACGUUAGAGUUGCAAUUGCUACAAUUUGUGAAUGAUAAAAGUACGGUCGAAUGGACUGGAGCGUCGGAUUGGGUUCGUAAUGCACUUAAGUUAGUUGACUUUUACUUCGAAACGGACAAUACUCGUGAUGCUGCAACGUGUUUAAUGGCAUGCGAGUAUUUACUGCUACGUCAAGGAACAGUGGAUGAAGAAGAAAAGGUGCUGGAAGCAGAGAUUUACUUAAAAUGGAGUCGAGUGCAUGGAACGACACUUCGUCUUGCGGGUCUGCAAAAGAACGGGGUUCGAAUAGACGAAGUGAAAAAUAGUUUGCCUCGACCUAGUACCAUGGAGGCGACACUAAACACCUUAAGUCAAACGCUUGACGCACCACAAGACAUUGUUUAUAUGAAAUAUGUGCCAGCGUCCACUGUUGAUACUUAUGAACAUGCGCGUGACGUUUUUAAAAUGGGACUUCGUGCUUGUACAUGUGCUCAACAAGUGUUUGUCUUGGAUGGCUAUGUGACGCAACACGUGCGUCUUUUACAGCAAGAAAGCUCGUUGUAUCGACACCUAUUACCAUUUGAAGACGAUCGAAGACGUCGUGUUGCAAUGCAGAGACGGCGAUUAGCUUUGCUUUCACCCCUUCUUGGAAACACAUUAAAUGAGCGUGUGUUUACUGAUCUCUUGCAGGAGCUUUACUUCGAAUGUGCUGAGAUUCAAUCCGACAUUUUUGAGCUUAAACAAAGCAAGGAAUCGACUGAAAAGGCUAUGACAUAUGCAAUUAAGGCUGUCCAGUGCUAUCAACAAUUUCUGCUGCUGUAUUAUCCCUCAUCACUUCCAUUAGGUUCUUCGACACAAGAUCCUGUACGAGUAGCCGUACUACGUGGUGGAAACGACGUUGUGCUUCCGCCUGGUGGAAAUUUAUCUCCCAAUGAAGUUCGAACGUUUUUGCUUGGAUACUUUGGUCUGGCUCAUAUUUGUGGAAAAUUUUUAUUUCCAUCCAACAUUGCUAAGACGGUAGGAUAUUGGCGUCAGAGUCUUGCAUACCACAAGGCAGUCACGGAAUUGGUUUCCAAAUAUGAAAAUAAAUAUCAAGGAACUCAAGGAAAAGAACUGCGACGUCUAUUUCAAAAAGAAUUUGAAAUCAGUAGUGAAAUGGCCGAGUUGCUACCAGAAAAGAUUGAUCAGCUUGUUUACAAUGGUAAAGCUUUAUAA
This is a messenger RNA of Plasmopara halstedii, 2379 nucleotides long. Its product is annotated as KIF-1 binding protein. The transcript has 5 exons. The record is from RefSeq and is a predicted model, not a curated record. The coding region runs from base 1 to 2379 and encodes 792 amino acids. NCBI's taxonomy places the organism in Eukaryota, Oomycota, Peronosporomycetes, Peronosporales, Peronosporaceae.